This is a messenger RNA of Saccostrea cuccullata (small rock oyster), 1531 nucleotides long. RefSeq lists its product as uncharacterized. The record is from RefSeq and is a predicted model, not a curated record. Bases 59 to 1471 code for a protein of 470 amino acids. The transcript is spliced from 13 exons. Lineage: Eukaryota; Metazoa; Mollusca; Bivalvia; Ostreida; Ostreidae. Gene Ontology annotation, biological process: protein phosphorylation. Gene Ontology annotation, cellular component: cytoplasm; nucleus. Gene Ontology annotation, molecular function: ATP binding; protein kinase activity.
AAAAUACACAAAAGUGUGGCCAUAUUUGUAAUGCAUAAACUUCCAGACAUUGAACAAGAUGAAUGAUUCAAAAGAUCAGCAAUCAACUGAUGAUUGUCACGGACAUGAUCCAGUGUCACUUACCAAUGGUCUGGAAGAACCUAUGGAAAUUGAGGAAAGUGGUACUGUAAUUUUGAACGCAACUUUAGACAGGUUGAAUGCAAAGCAGAAACCCACUUCUGAUGGUGACAGACAUAAACCUGUUUUGCUUAUCAGUGGUCAGAAAUUGGAGAAAAAAUGUGGCGCAGAAUCUAUGGACACUAAUAAUCAUGAAAGACAUUUGGCUCCAGUAAAGAAAGCCAAGGAUAAACUGACCAGAAAAUCGGGAAAAGGUGUAACACCAAUGGACGUUGACAACAAAGAUAAUAAUUUGCUGAAAAGAAGAGUUUUAGAUAGACUAACACAUUCUGGAUAUGUUGAUGACUUCCACUUCCUGAAAGGGGAGCCAGAGAUUCAAACAAGCAAACGAUCAACUUUUGAGAAGGGUAAAGUUGUAUAUGGUGAGGUUCAAGCACUUCAAAAUUUGUUAGACCAUCAGGAGAAGUUAAACAAUGACAAGACAGGGGUCAUCAUUAAGGAACUGAGUUCAGACAUAAGAAAUUUUACUGAAAUAGAGAGAGUUGGGAAUGGAGUUUAUGGUGAAGUGUUCCACUGUCAAGACCGUGCCACUGGAAAACCGUUUGCUCUAAAAAAGAUUUCCAGGAACUUUAAUGUGGAGGAGGUAAAGAUGUUAAUGAGGCUUGAACAUGAGAACAUCAUAACCUUGUAUGGGUUUAUCAAAAAAGACAGAGUCGCACUUAUUCUAAUGGAAUAUGGAGCGACUAACCUGGAGAAUUUUUUCUUGAAUCUACAAAUGAACCUAAUGGAUGAAAAAUUGAUUUGGAGCAUCAUCAAGCAAGGUCUUUGUGCCCUUGAAUACCUGGAUCAAAAUCACAUUAUGCACUUUGAUCUGAAACCCGACAACAUAUGUAUCACGGCCAGCAUGGUGGUGAAACUGACCGACUUUGGAUCUGCAAUUAGAAAUGUAACAGAAAAAGACACCCUUGCAUGUACACCUGAGUACAUGUCCCCUGAAAUGUGCUACUUUGUCAAACCUAAUACCAACGUGAGCAAGACGGACAUGCCCCUAACUGGGAAAUCAGAUGUUUUUGCAUUCGGUCUCGUCAUUCAAUACAUUCUUGAUAGAGAACAUACACAGCUGAAAUUUUAUGGCAAAGAUUUCAAUGAUAUAGGACAGCUGAGGAUUUGUAUUAUCAUUAACAAUGCAAAGGACCCUGAUACAGUAUUAAAUGAGAUGAUAACAAAGAAUGGUAAUGUUGCCAUCAGAGUUCUUCUUGAAAGGCUUCUGCAGGGUUGGCCCAAAAAUAGAACCAGUGCAGCAGAGGCUCUAGGCGUGAUGAAAGAUUUCACGCUGGGACCAAUGGCCAAAUAGCUGGAUGACGCUAAUUCGUAGAUAUUUGCCAGAAAACGAAUAAAUUUGAUAUAACGAUUG